CUGCACACAUUACCUGCUCUUCAUCCUUCUCCGUGCUCAUCACUUAUCGCCAGGCAAGCACCGAGGCACCGACCAGGAUCACAAACCCCGCGGAGAAGCGUAAAGUAUGCCCCCCGAGGCGCUUCGGUUUGGACCCGGUGUCUGUUGUUUAAUCUUUGGCGGAUUUUACGUGGACGAGUUAGUGAAUGGAUCCAAAGGACACCGAGCCGUAAGUUGCAGGUUAAAGCUGGAAAACUUCUAGUUUGAAGCUUAUUGGAUUGUGAUUCUGCAGCGGAGGACUUCCCACAUCAAAAGCUGCUGCUGCCCGCAGAAACCGCCGGGGAGCUCUGUGAGGACCCUGUGAUUUCUCGUGUAGUGGAUCUCAGAUCCCAGAUCUCCUCCACUGAAGAUCUGUCACUUCAGGCCCGUUUGUGAAUACACAUCUCGAAGAUGAGAGGUGUCUCCUCUCUCUGUCCUCCUCUUGGUCGAAUGUGGAUGGAUGUGGCGUCGUGAGGAGGCACUAGCCUGAGGACAGUUUGGAGUUUUUUGCCCACACAUUCUUCACCUCAUGCAGUUCCUUCGGCCGGCCUGGGCUCUGACUGCCGCCGCGGUCUGCUUCCUGCUCCUAUUGCUCCUCCACAGCCAAAUCCUGAGGGAAGGCCAGCUGGUAGCAGGGACCUGUGAGAUUGUGACUCUGGACCGUGACAGCAGCCAGCCCAGGAGGACCAUCGCACGGCAGACAGCUCGCUGCGCCUGCAAGAAGGAACAGAUUGCUGGUACGACGAGAGCCAGACCAGCCUGUGUGGAUGUUCGUAUCAUCACGAGUCGACAGUGGUGUGAGAUGACUCCAUGCUUAGAGGAUGAAGGCUGUAAUCUCCUGGUCAAUCAGUCAGGCUGGACCUGUACUCAACCAGGAGGCAGAGUGAAAACCACCACGGUCUCCUGACACUGACAACUACAACAACUACAACUCACCAGAAAGACAGGUUCCCAUCAUCCAUUACCCAUCAUCAGCUAGCGGACCAUACUCUCCAGCUUCAGUUGCUGAAGACCAAUCACAGAACACCGCAGCCUUCAGAGUCGCAGGUCAAAGCACCAGCACUUCCUGUUUGAUGCAUCGGUGAACUCUGGAAACUGAAGCUUAAACUUCUUUUGGGGAAAAACAGUGACUGUGUUCAUUUUCCAAGAGAUUUGAAAAGCAAUUUUAGUGCAUUGGAUGGAUAUCUUUUUUGUGGCACAAAACUCUGUUUCAUUUUUACAUACCAAAGAUGAACAGAGCCCACGAAGACAUGUUUUUGGAGGGGAUGAGACAUUCAGAAUGCCACUAUACCUACUAUAUCUUUGCAUAGAAAUGAAAAUAUUGUAUAAUUAUCUACUACAUGGCUUAACUAAGAAAAGUUUUAAAAAAAAAGUUAUAAAGAGUUAUUUAAAAAAAAAAAAUGUGUUUCUGGAUGAAGAGAGAUGAAGCUGUUGUUUCUGUUGAGACACUCUGGCUAUGUGCUGGACAUCAGUCUGGUAGAGAGGAUAAAAAAUCAUAUCUGACAUUUUUAUGAUAGAAACAUCAAGACUUGCACUUUAUGUAGACAUUUGAAAUGUUGUUUUACAGAUAGAAAUUUCCAUCGACCAGGCAGGAACACUUUGAGUGUGGUAACAAGUAGAAAAAUAUACAGUAACUGUUCAAACUGAUGCGCAUACUUAAAACAAUGGAACUAAGUGAACCUCAGACAGUUUUUAUAGUACUUGAUUUUGAACCUCUUUGGGUUCACUUUUAUGUUAUAUCAGACAUUACAAUUGUCAAAGAUUUCAGUUUUAUUGUGCAGGUAACAACUGAGGCAGUGAUGCUGAUAAAUGCAUGGAACUUCAGCAAUGUGAACUCACCUAAUUUAAUUUAGACAUAAAUUAGGUGAUUAGCCUAAUUUAAUUUAGACAUAAAUUAAUUUAGACAUAAAUUAAAUUAGGACAUAAAUUAAAUUAGGCAGCACGGUGGCAUGGUGGUUAGCACUGUUGCCGCACAGCAAGAAGGUCCUGAGU
Messenger RNA from Maylandia zebra (zebra mbuna), 2010 nucleotides. Its product is annotated as chemokine-like protein TAFA-5. Gene Ontology annotation, biological process: G protein-coupled receptor signaling pathway. Gene Ontology annotation, molecular function: receptor ligand activity; G protein-coupled receptor binding. Lineage: Eukaryota; Metazoa; Chordata; Actinopteri; Cichliformes; Cichlidae. The record is from RefSeq and is a predicted model, not a curated record.